ACGUGGCAUCCAUCACAUGACGUUUAUGAUCCCCAUCCAACGGUCCAAUUGGGUUGCCAAUGCCAUAAUCUGGUGGAAAUGUUUGAGGGGACUGAGUCACAGAGAGCAAGAAACAAGAUAAAAUCCUCCCGUGGACAAUAUAGAUAUUUACUGAAUUCGUAGAGACUAGAGAGAGAGAGAGAGAGAGAGAAUUAAGAAGAGGAGGGCGGGGGAGGAGGAGAGAGAAAGAGAUGGCGUUAAAGGUACCGGCGGUUGCCUUCACGUUUGUGGUACACACGCUCGGGGUUACGGCUUUGGCUUUGGUGUUGGUUUGGACCAUUCAUUUCAGAGGAGGUUUGGCAUGGGAAGCUACCAACAAGAACCUCAUCUUCAACCUCCAUCCUGUUCUCAUGUUACUUGGCAUAAUUAUCAUGGGAGGUGAAGCCAUUGUUAGUCACAAAUCACUGCCUUUCAAUAAAGAGACGAAGAAAGUGAUACACUUGGUUCUUCAUACCCUCGCAUUGGCUCUUGGGAUCAUUGGUAUUUAUCUUGUGUUCAAGAACCACAAUGAGAGUGGAAUUGCCAAUCUGUACAGUUUGCACUCCUGGAUUGGAAUUGGGGUGAUUGUUCUCUAUGGAAUUCAGAGAGCAAGAAGAAUGAAGAGAGAAGAAAAGCUAGAGAGAGAAGCAGAGAGAAUAUUUCAUAACAGCAACAUUCUAACCGUUUAGAAUGGUGCUCCACUUUCAUAUGUUCAUUCAUUCCUUACAUCAGUCAUCAUCACCAUUCAAUACAUAAGCCAUUGUGAUUAUGACACAUGGCAAUUACAAGGCAUGUGAGCCAUUAGAAUGAAAACUGAUCUAAGGCCUACACUUGACAUAGGAGCUUAAGCUAUCUCAACAGAAAACAGUUUCACAAAAUGACAAAUAAAAAAUCUACUAAGUAAACCAUUUACUAACAAGUAAUUAGUAAGCAAUUUACUUUUCAACACUCCCUUCUAAAUUGCUAACUGAUUUCACACCAAGUAGGCUUCUCAGGUAGUUGAACCUGUCUUUGGGAAGAGCCUUUGUAAAGAUGUCUGCAAUCUGUUCUUCACUCUUGUAGUAAAUCAAAUCAAUCAAUCAUUCUUGAAUUGCAUCUCUAAUGAAGUGAAACUUUCUGCCAAUAUGUUUGGUUCUCUGAUGAAACAUAGGGUUCUUAGACAUAGCUAUAGCUGAGGUGUUAUCACAGAAUAAGGGAGUUGCAGUGGCGUGCUCUUCUCCAAAGUCUUCAAGCACAAAUCUAAACCAAAUGGCAUGUGUAGUUGCUUCAGCUAUGCUGACAUACUCAACUUCUGCAGUUGAGAGUGCCACACUGUGUUGUUUAACUGAGGCCCAUGAAAAUGCCCCACUUCCAAAUGAAAAAGCAUACCAUGAGGUGUUUUUCAUGUCCUCCUCAAAUCCACUACAGUUACUAUCACAGUAGCCAAUUAAUAGAGUAGACUUUCCAACCACAUAUUCAAUCCCAAAAUCAAUUGUUCCCUGGAUAUACCUUAGAACCCUUUUAGUAGUUCCAUAGUGCUUCUUGGAAGGUUUAUGCAUGAAUCAUGCAAGUAGGCUACCAGAGAACAUAAUAUCUAGUUUGGUAGCAGACUCCCAACAAUUUUCCUGUAUAAACUUUCAUCUGCGGGUUCACUAUUAUCAUCACUUCUCAAAUUUUCAGUUGUAACCAAUGGAGUGCUCACUAGCUUGCAGUCUUUGAGCCCAAAUUUAUCCAAGAGUGUCAAAGCAUAUUUUUUCUAAUGUAUAAAUAUACUCCCUUCAAUUUGAGUUACCCUCAUUCCAAGAAAAUGUUGAAGACUUGUGACUUGUGCUGCAAAAAGAACACCUAACACAUUUUAGUGUGAUCAUCAAUAAAGGUAAGGAAUAAUGUGUUCCCUCCAAGAGUAGUGAUCUGCAUUGGACCACAGAUAUCAGAGUGAAUCAGUUCCAUAGCAAACAUGCUCAGUGACUUGUAGUCUAGGUAAACCCUGCACCAUUUCCUCCUCUUGCAAGAGCAUCAAACUGAUGUAGUUUAGAUGUCCAUAUCUUCUAUGCCACAACCAAGACGACUUUUCAACAGUUGCUCUAUUAGUCAUAAGAGGAUUAACAUAUUCUAGACUUAAGGGAAAACAUCUGUUUCCUUUCAUUUGAACACUUGCAAUCAAAUCUUCCAUCUGUCUAUCUGCAUAUAUAUCAACCAUGUAAUCACCAAACACAAGCCAAUAUCCAUGUUCUACCAUCUACCAUACACUCAAUAAAUUUUUAUCCAAUCCAGGUACAAUCAUAACCUCUUUAAUAUAUCUAGUCACACCUUUCAUCUCUAUAACCAGGGUACUUUUGCCUAUUGACUGCACUAAAUCUCCAGUGCCCAUGUUAACUCUACACUUCACAUUUUUAUCAACAUCAAUAAGUAAAGAUUCAUGAGAGGUCAUAUGAUUACUACGUGCACUGUCUACAUACCAUAUGUUCAUAUUUCUUCCAAUAGUAACAGAAUGACAGGCAUAAAACAUGGUUGCAGGUUCUGUUACCUGAUUGGCAAAGUUUACAAGCUUUCUAGCCUUGUUUGGUUGAUCACAAUCCUUGAUAAAAUGACCAAAUCGAUUGCAACCAUGGCAUUUUAGCUUCCCUUUAAACCAACACUCACCAUAGUGUAGCUUAUCAUAAUGUUUGCAUUUUCCCUUAGCCUGAUAUGGUUUUCCUCCUUGAUCAUUUUUGCCACCUUGAUUGACAAAGUUAUGAGGUUUAGGGUCAUAUUUCUUUCCCUUCGAUUUCCAGUUCUUCUUUGGUUUAGAGUUACCAAAAGAGGGAUUUGAUUGAGUUCCUUUUGGAUUCACACUCAUACUACUAAAAGCUCUCUCAGUGGUAUUCUGAGCAUGCCUAUCAAGGCGUUAUGAAAAUCCUCUCAAAGAAGCAAUAACUUCUUGCACCUCAAUAGUUUCAAUGUCCUUAGUUUGCUUGAUCAUAUAGCAAACUGGAUCAAAUUCUUUGGUCAAGCUUAUAAGCAAUUUAUGAACCAAACGCUCUCUGGGUAAAUCUUUCUCAUACCUUUUCAUUUGAUUCACCAGCUCGAGAAGACGAGUGAGAUACACAGACAAGGUUUCAUCAUCCUUCAUCCUUGUGUACUCGAAAUCACGAUGUAGACCCUGUAGUUUGAUGGAUCUCACUUGUUUAUCACCAUGAAAUUCCUGGUGUAAAAUAUCCCAAACGCCCUUUGAGGUCUCCUCAUUUGAGAUUCUAGGAAAAAUAUCCUCCGAAACUGCUUUUUGAAUGAUACCCAACGCCUUAGCAUCCUUCAUUGGCUUAUCACUCAAAGAAGUUUUCUCUGAAUCUAAUGAGCCUUCCGCUUCGACCUUCUUCCCCUUCGAUUCUGGAAUUUCAAAACCCUUUUCAACCAAAUCCCAUAUUCCAUGCAUUUGAAAAUGGUUCUCAUUCGGAUCUUCCAAAAUUCAUAGUUGUUACCAUUGAAUAUUGAAGUCCAAAGAUGACCACCACUUAACCCAGCCAUUUGAGACCUGAAUCAAUGAACUGAGCUAGAAAUUUCACGUUGGAUUUCCGAGCACAACCCUCACAGAUCCGAUGCCUCGAUUCCAGAUAGAACCUAGGCUCGCGAUACCAUGUUAAGAUUGUUAAGGAUAGUAAUCCAAUGGUAGAAUAUGAAGACACUUGUCAAAAGAUUAGGAAGGCUGUUAGAGUUAGUUAUAUUGUGACUUAGGCAGUUUCAUAUAGUAUAAGUCUUGAUAUUGUAAGAUUGAAGUAACUGAAAUAUGACAUAUGAAAGUAUCAACUUCUCUCUCUAAAUCUCUCUCUCUCUCUCGAGUACUGCAUAUUCUCCUGUUAUUACAGUUCGGUUUACAAAGAUUUGAGUAAGCUUCCAUUAAUCUGAUCAUUUGGAUUUCGAAGAGAGCAAGAAGAAUGAAGAGAGAAGAAAAGCUAGAGAGAGACGCAGAGAAUAUUUCAUAAUAGCAAGAUUCUAACCGUUUAGAAUGGUGCUCCACUUUCAUAUAUUCAUUCAUUCCUUACAUUAGUCAUCA
Malus domestica (apple) is the source of this 4027-nucleotide messenger RNA. The record is from RefSeq and is a predicted model, not a curated record. Lineage: Eukaryota; Viridiplantae; Streptophyta; Magnoliopsida; Rosales; Rosaceae.